AAAGCUGUUCGUGGGUGGCCUGGACUGGAGCACGACACAAGAAACUCUUCGUAGCUACUUCUCCCAGUAUGGAGAAGUUGUAGACUGUGUAAUAAUGAAAGACAAAACAACAAAUCAAUCUCGAGGAUUUGGAUUUGUCAAAUUUAAAGAUCCCAACUGUGUGGGAACAGUGCUGGCCAGCAGACCUCAUACGUUAGAUGGCCGAAAUAUUGAUCCAAAGCCAUGCACACCUCGGGGGAUGCAGCCGGAGCGGACACGGCCGAAGGAAGGAUGGCAGAAAGGAUCCAGGAGCGAUAACAAUAAAUCCAAUAAAAUUUUUGUUGGUGGGAUUCCUCAUAACUGUGGCGAGACAGAGCUCAGGGAAUACUUCAAGAAGUUCGGAGUGGUCACUGAAGUUGUAAUGAUCUAUGACGCAGAGAAACAGAGGCCCCGAGGUUUUGGAUUUAUUACUUUCGAGGACGAACAAUCAGUGGACCAGGCUGUCAACAUGCAUUUUCACGACAUCAUGGGCAAAAAAGUGGAGGUGAAACGGGAUGUGGGUGCCAGCUGGACAGGCAAUUGGUGGAUAUGGACCCCCUCCUCCAGGCAGAGGAGCUCCUCCCCCACCACCUCCAUUUACCUCAUACAUUGUCUCCACACCUCCCGGGGGGUUCCCACCCCCACAAGGAUUUCCACAGGGCUAUGGCACCCCUCCACCAUUUAGUUUUAGUUAUGGUGCUCCACCUCCUCCACCUGACCAGUUUGCCCCCCCUGGAGUCCCCCCUCCACCUGCCACUCCAGGGGCAGCACCACUCGCUUUUCCUCCACCACCACCUCCAUCUCAGGCAACUCAGGACAUGAGCAAACCCCCGACUGCUCAGCCAGAAUUCCCUUACAGUCAGUUUGGGUAUGGACAAGACUUGAGUGGGUUUGGCCAAGGUUUCUCUGAUCCCAGCCAGCAGCCCCCUCCCUACGGAGGCCCCUCGGUGCCGCCCUCCAGCGGCCCCCCGGCAGGAGGCAGCGGCUUCGGGCGGGGACAGAACCACAACGUGCAAGGAUUCCACCCCUACCGGCGCUAGCCUGGGCUGCCAAUCAGGGAGUGAGUGCUGCCCGCAGGGACCUCUGGGCCCAGCUGAAGCCCGGGAUCCCAGACUUCUGAACUUGUGACAAUCACAUUACUUGAUGGAAGAAAAACCUAACAACAGUUUUUUUUUUUUUUUUUCUUCAGGGGGAGGGCGGGGGUUGGGGGCAGAUGGCUUCUGAAGGCAGAGCUGUGGGUGUUUGGACUGCAGUUUUUAAAGAUUUUCCUUUCUCUAACCCAUCAGCACAAAUAAAGAAUAUGUCACUGGUUCAAAUUACA
Molecule: messenger RNA, 1339 nt
Organism: Zonotrichia albicollis (white-throated sparrow)
Lineage: Eukaryota; Metazoa; Chordata; Aves; Passeriformes; Passerellidae
Source: RefSeq, a predicted model, not a curated record